UUUUUUUUAAUUCUAUUUUUUAAGCGCGAGUUCAAUAGCUUGUGUAUAGACGCUAAAAAGCCGGUUUUCAGAGAACAUAGUUUUAGUGAAAGGUUAUGUGAUGAAGUUGAACAGUUUUCAUUUUUAAUGAGAAUAACCGAUGGCGCUAAAGAGGGAAGACAUCGCAGAAGAUCAAGAAACAACAAAAGAAGACACACUAAAUAACGACACAGGCACAGCAAAGAAUGAAACAGAAAAUAGUGAUAAAGAUAAAGUUGUAGAAGAAAAUAAUCCUGACAAAGAAAGAGACACUCCCGAAACUGAAAAAUACGAACAAAAAGAAACUAAUAAAGUACCUGAUUCAGAAAUGGUUGGAAAACUAGCAAAUUAUUACCAGAAUCUAAAGCACGAUUCAGCAACAGGACUAGCGCUAGAUAAUAAGAAUGUUACCACAAAGGAAGAACAACUGCUAGAGGAUUCCAGGACAGUUGUGCGGUUUUCACCAGUUUGGAAACAGACGAUAGCAGCAUCGGCCUCAAUCCUCAUCACUUUCAUCUCCGGUCUUACAUCAGGAUACUCCGCAAUCUUGCUGCCUCAGCUUAAAGCAGAGGAUGGAGCUAUCCCUUGGGAUCCUACCACACAAUCCUGGAUAGCUGCAAUGGCCGCACUCCCAAUGGCGCCCGGCUGUCUAAUCUCAGGCUGGAUGAUGGAGAAAUUCGGCCGUCGCACCUCCCAGUACAUCAUCUGCGGCCCUCUCCUCCUCGGCUGGAUCCUCAUCGCCUCGGCCUCCAACCUCUCUCUCCUGUUAGCUGGAAGAUUCCUCACUGGAAUUUGUGUUGGACUCUGCGGCCCACUCAGCCCUGUCUACAUAGGAGAAACUACUGAACCUAAAUACAGAGGCUUUUUCCUUGCUGGUGUCUCCCUUGCCAUUGCUGUUGGAUUGAUAGCGGCACAUGUCUUAGGAACUUUCCUGACUUGGCAAUGGACAGCUAACAUAUGCUGCUUAUUCCCUAUCCUGGCAGUUCUACUUCUAACUUUAAUCCCCGAGAGCCCUACAUGGCUGAUCUCUAAGGGAAGAAUAGAAGAGGGUGUGAAGGCUUAUGGUUGGCUUAGAGGUCAUAGUGAAGAAGCCAAUGCUGAACUUAGAGGGAUUUUAGAGAAACAAAAAGCAGCGGAUUCAGAGCCAGCUAUGAAUUGGAAAGAGAAGCUAAUAGCGCUGAAAAGCCCGGAGCUGUUGAAGCCAUUGUUCAUAAUGGUGUUUUUCUUCAUAGUUUGUCAAUUGUCCGGGGUUAACGCCGUUGCGUUCUAUUCUAUAGAUAUUAUGGAGAAAGCAGUUGGUUCUGGCAUGGAUCAUUAUGUUGCUAUGCUGGUGAUAGAUAUAGUUAGAGUAAUCAUGUCUGUGAUCGCCUGCGUGGCUUGCCGCCGCUUCGGCAGACGGCCAUUGUGUUUUAUCAGUGGUAUACUGACCGCUAUAUCAAUGAUCGGUUUAUCUAUGUACUUAUUUGCGACUGAAGGUUCGGAGACCAAGAUGUCUUGGAUUCCUUUAUCUUGUCUGAUGAUUUAUAUCUGUGCGAUAUCUAUCGGCUUGGUACCUUUACCAUGGAUUAUGUGUGGGGAGGUGUUCCCUACUAAAGUUCGAGGUUUGGGAUCUGGGAUUAGUUCAGCGACAACUUUCACCGCUUUCUUCGCUGUGGUGAAGACUGCUCCAGGAAUGAUGCACAAUUUAGGAGAAGUUAUUACUUUCUUAUGCUAUGGUGCUGUAGCAUUAGUCGGCACUGGAGUUCUUUACUUUAUUCUCCCGGAAACAAAAGGGAAGAGUUUGCAAGAAAUUGAAGAAGAAUUCAAAUAUGGCAAGAAAAGUGUUCACAAAAUAUGAAUUAGGUAAUAGUAAUAUAAGACUCUUUAUAAUACUUUUACGCUAAAAGCGACAGUGUUUAUCUGUGAUACUUAAGUAGUCAAUAUUAAAAUUAUGAUAUUUUU
This is a messenger RNA of Leguminivora glycinivorella, 1959 nucleotides long. It is a transcript of the gene ST3, whose product is annotated as facilitated trehalose transporter Tret1-2 homolog. Gene Ontology annotation, cellular component: membrane. Gene Ontology annotation, molecular function: transmembrane transporter activity. The record is from RefSeq and is a predicted model, not a curated record. Bases 140 to 1855 code for a protein of 571 amino acids. Gene Ontology annotation, biological process: transmembrane transport. The transcript has 4 exons. NCBI's taxonomy places the organism in Eukaryota, Metazoa, Arthropoda, Insecta, Lepidoptera, Tortricidae.